Messenger RNA from Pelobates fuscus (common spadefoot toad), 2721 nucleotides. It is a transcript of the gene CCDC87, whose product is annotated as coiled-coil domain containing 87. The record is from RefSeq and is a predicted model, not a curated record. NCBI's taxonomy places the organism in Eukaryota, Metazoa, Chordata, Amphibia, Anura, Pelobatidae. The transcript has 20 exons. The coding region runs from base 64 to 2721 and encodes 885 amino acids.
AUGGAAGGACUAUCAGGCCCCGGUCCAUAAAACCAGCGAGAACAUCCGGAUAUAUUUAUAAACAUGUUAAAUCAAGAGGGAAAUCUCAGUUCUUUGCGGAAAAUCAAAAAGCAGUCAAACCCUAUGCCAGGAGACCUAAUUAAUAUUAAGAAAUUAAGUCAGCUGUACAAUGAUAUCCUCCAACCACUUACCUUGUUUCCUACUCCAGUUCGUUCACUAGAUGAGCAGAAAGAUGCUGCCAUCACACAAGCUCCAGACAAGAAUGCCCACAAGGAAGUGGUUGAUGAAAGUAUUUGCAGAGAUGAUGCCUACAUGUGCGCACUUUCACCAUUCAUGGAGGAUCUUUCAAAAAUGUCAGCAAACACUGUGCGUGACCUGGUUAAACGGAGGCUGCAUAAAAUAUCUGCACUCAAUAUUGGUUUGACGGAAGUGCAGAAAGCAUUUGAGGAAAUUAUCCUUGGCGAAGUGAUAACUACAUGUGAUAAUAUCCCUCAUGUCUUAUGCAGCACAUUACUAACUGCUCAGGAAAAGCAGAAACUACACCGACGACUCAUCAGCCACAUCUUGAUUGUUUCAGAGCAACUAUUUAUUUAUUAUUUGAAAAAAAUGGAGUGGAAUAAAACCCAGUCUGUUUUCUCAGAAGAAGCCAAUCUAACACGGUUGAAAGCACAGCUAUUACUUGAUUGCUCCAAAUUCUUUAAUCUGAUUUCAGCCCAACAUUACUUGAUCGCUGAAAUAAAAGAAUUGGAAGGACAAGACUUAACACAGCGAGAAACUGAAGAAAUAUUGCCCAAUAAAUCUAAUUUUCCUGAACAUACAAACAAGAAAAGCACUUACUAUGGAAGCAUCAACCCACAUUUCACCAUGGCCUACUUUGUAAGGCUUGGCAGACCUAAAAAGAGCCCUCAAAAACUACAGAAAGAUAUAGACUUAAUGCAGUUUGAAAACAUACCACAACUGGAUUUAAAGAAAGUUCAAACAUUGAUUCCAAGGCGAAAGGAUGAAAGCACAUUUCCCCAAACUAUGCAAUGUGAUGCAAUAAGAACUCCUUGCCCAAACAUUCAUUCGGAAGACCAGAAAAUAAAAGAAAAAAGCAGUCCCAGAAAAUAUGUAACGUUAAAGAAAUGGCCCUCGUGUCCUAAUCUGAUGAUCAGUGACCUGGUAAAGGAAUUAUGUGUUUCCAUAAAACAAUAUUCUUCUGAAUGCCCAGAGAUUCUGAGCUGGGCAGGCACAGUAAAGACUGAAGAGCAUACAUUGUCUCAGGAUCUCAAAAGGCUGGUAGAAGAUUCAUCUUUGCAGAAACCAUCUAUGGUAGGAGAUCCAUAUUGUGAUGAAGAGAUACCUCCAUUAAUACGAGCCUUACCUCACGGAAUAGGUGAUAAAGUCAAACUUCACAAAAUGCAGGAGUUACUAAAGGAUUUGGACCACUCCCAGGAGCAGUGUCAAAAAGGACAGGAGACAAAAGCAAGUCCACACCCACAGGCUUCUUCUGUGGAUAUCCUACUCCCAAAGAAACCAUUACUCAGGAGGGCUGAUGCUCAGCCAUCUGACAGAAUCUACACAAACACAACUGACAUCGCAAAAUAUCCACCUGUGUACAACCACUUCUCAAAUGAGAUUGAAGCUGCUUCAGUGACCAGGCUGGAUAGAAACCUAUUUGUUGGAAAGGAACUCAAAGAAGUUUAUAGUGAACUUACUAAAAAUAUUUCAACUGAUCACCUGAAGUUUGACCAGGACUCAAUCAUUGAGCCAUAUGCUACAAAGUUGGAUUUCUCAAAAUGUGUAGCCUCAUCCACAUUAACCAGGAAUAAAAACCAACGCGUGAUCAACAAAGAGCUGGAUUCGGUUGCAUUGAAUGACAAGUCUGAUAGUGCAGAUCAAUAUAUACCAAUGGAUAAAGAAGCCUCUCGAUACUGUAACUCAUGGCUUACUUGGUGGAAGUCAUUAGUGAAUUUUGAUGACUACAUGAAAUACAUAUCUACAAAGGACCUAGAUUACUUGAAAGUGAUAUAUCACUUAUACAACAGUGAUUCUGAGGAUGAGGAACAAGCUAAAUUGGCUUUAAAGAAGAUGGAAGAAGAGCUGAAAAGAGAAAGAGACAAAAAGAUUGCUGAUCUUAGAGCUGAGAAACAAAAUUAUAUGCCUGGCAUGUGGAAUAUUAACAGCGUAAUGCUCGGAGGUCUUGGAUCUGAUCCUAGCUUACAAGGUAAAACACAUAAUGAAAUUCUACAGAAAAAAAUAAAUGCCAUAUGGAAAGCACUUCAUGUUCCGGAAGCACUGAGACUUGACAUGGCGAUUAAAUACAGCUCAGCUGAAUACCAAGAUUGUCUUCCACAGGCAAUUGAAAUGUGGGAAAAAGCAGUAAAUAUCAUCCAGAAGAGGGAAGAAAUUUUAGCAGAACUAGAGCAGUUUGAGAGAGAAGCUUCUGAUCCCAACAGAUUCUUUCAGAGAGGAUACAAUGGGACUUCAAUGGCCAGAAUGAAAGAGUCCAGAAUAAGGAAAAAACUUCACACCCAAUUAACAGAGAUUGAACAUGAAAUACUGGAACUUUUGCAAGUUAUCAAGAAAUCAUUUAAUGAUACCGUCACCUUUAAAGGUAGACCUUAUGUUGAGAAAAUACAGAGAGAUAAAAUAGAGAUGCUUUACUGGUUACAACAGGAUCGGCGUAAAGAUGUUAUGGAAAAAAACCUUGAAAAACAGCAUGCACUUUUAAAACUGUAA